AUGCUCAAAAACCUUACUGCACUUGUUCUGUUGGCCUUGUGCUUUGAGGCGGAAUGCCGAAGAUUCCUUUGCCCUUUUAAGAAUGAGACUGAUCCACACAGGCCGCACCAUUUCAAAGGAAAUUGCGAGCGGACUGAUAAAUUCCGCAAAUGGUUGGACGAGAAUCCCGAGGAGAAAUUUCAUCGAUCCGAUGAAAUUGUCGAUCCAGAUGAUUCUGAUAGCUAUUGGUAUGCAUUGGAAGGAGUAAGCGAUUUUUGAAUGAUUUUGAAUUGACAUCGUUGAUAUCUCAUUUUUCAGGCCGAGUACUGUUGUUUCGAGCAGAUAUGUUUGACUCAAUGCGGAAUCAAUGUCCACAAAAUUGUAAAAAAGAAAUAUGGCCCACUUUUCCCGCGAUACGUCUCUUAUGUAUAUGAGCGUUUUCCUCAUUUUUUCAGAGUAAGUCGAAUUUUUUAAGAGUUACUGUAGCUCAAAUUUUCUUUCAAUAUCCUCCUGAAGCUUUCAAAGCCUCUAAAAACCCCCGGAAGCGUCCGGAAGUCUAGAAAAUUAUUGAUUUUUCAGUACGCCAAUGCAACUGAAGUCAAGGAGCUGGAAGAGGGAACAGCGUCUUCUCAAACAAUAGAAAAAUGGACCCUAUAUUUGGGUCACCUUGCUUAUGAUUGGGAUCGACAAGUUCGAAGAAAACAGAGAUUUGCAAGAAGUAAAUGUUAA
Caenorhabditis angaria is the source of this 708-nucleotide messenger RNA. Lineage: Eukaryota; Metazoa; Nematoda; Chromadorea; Rhabditida; Rhabditidae. The record is from the annotation of a GenBank genome assembly.